Capsaspora owczarzaki ATCC 30864 is the source of this 3009-nucleotide messenger RNA. RefSeq lists its product as hypothetical. The coding region runs from base 81 to 2807 and encodes 908 amino acids. NCBI's taxonomy places the organism in Eukaryota, Filasterea, Ministeriida, Capsasporidae. The record is from RefSeq and is a predicted model, not a curated record. The transcript is spliced from 4 exons.
GUGCGUUUGAGCGAAGGCGGCACGCGAGUGAGAGCGAGCUUUAUCAUCCGAGCUGCACAAAUUUGGCCCAACGCUCAAGAAUGACGACUCUGACUGAGAUGACUAUCACUCGUAGCCACCCGAGUCGUCGCCAGCAGAGCGGGAGCAGAGCGGCUCAGAGUCAUCGGCAAUCACUACGCACCCGCUCGGCCGUGUCGCGCGCAGUCGCCAUCGCAUGCACUACGUUGAUGCUGCUUGCAUGUACUACUAGCAGUUGCAGCGGCAGCACCGUCAGUAGUGCCAGUCGCAGUAGCGAUGCAGAGUGGCAAGCGAUGCUCACUGCGGCUGGACUGCCCGUGGAUCUCCCUCGACCAACGCCGCCGCCACCGCCUGGCACUGCGUGUGGCUGCUCAGUCCCAUCACAGCCGCAGCAGGAAGAUGGCAGCGGUGAUGGCCAGCAGUCCUCCGCGUCCUGCGCCGCUGCUGCAUCCUCAGGUUUCAGCAAUUACAACACGCACCAUUACCAUGACUGUAAUUCCCAUUCCCUUGACCAGGACUACCAUUGGAGCGAAUUUCCUACUGCACUGACAUACACUGCGACGGAUGACCAAGCGCGAGGCGGAUGGCGAGUCGCCCAAGAUCAGGAUCAGGAUCCAUCUCAGGAUCAAUUUCAGGAUCAACUGCAAAGUGCCGAUUCCUCCAAUUCCCGCUCAGACGCGAUCGCACUCGCACACGCGUACAAGAAGGGCCAAAUCGCAGUCGAAAGGGUGCCGUUCGUGGACGACUCAACCCAAAGGCAAUCAUCACCCGACAGCAAUCCGCCGCGCGCUUCACAGAUUGCACGGAAGCCUCGCCCGCACCGAUUUGCCCCGCCGAACGACAGGCACAAGGUGCUGCAAAAGCUGUUUGGCGCGCACGGAGCCAAGGUGUUUGCCACCGUUUUUGAACGACAGUUCCUGCACAUUCGUCACCAUCGCGCCGCAAGCCAGCCAGAACUCGAUCUGCGUCGCUUGAUCCAUCCAGACGACCUUGUUGCCAUCACCCGCGUCUACAAGCUCGUAAUCAAUCACGAGUUUCUUGUCAUCAAAAACGAAAAGGCCGUCUACCCCGUGGACAGACCAGCAACUAACACGGCGCUGCUGGUUGCUGUGCACGACGGCGCAACCGUCAUCCUUAUCUCGGCCCACAACUUCCACGCGCCGUUGAUGCGGCUCGUGGCCGACGUGGAGCAAACGUUGGGCGUGUUUUCCGACGUCUCGGCCACAUUCACCGGGCCCGUCGAUUACUUUUCGCGGCCGCGCUCUCCAAUGUUCGAUUUGAUUCUAGUCCAGACGUUUGGUUCACAGAUCUGGCGAGUGUGUGAGCCCAUAUUCCCGCUCCCUAAUGACAAGUACGAUGGCAAUUUUAUGCCGAGCGAAGCUCUCCAGCACUGCGUUGACGCACAUCUUCAAGCAGGCGAUGUGCUUUAUAUUCCUCGAGGGACGAUCAUUUCAUCAAGAGCGACUGACGAAGCUUCCCUUCACGUUACUAUCAGUCUGCAUUCUCACGACGCCUUCACAUGGCACACGGUGCUGGAAACUUCGCUUCGGGCACUCGUUUCCGCAAACCCGCAAUUCGAAGAGCCCAUCUACAUUCCGCGGUUUGAGUUCCCGCCAAUGGACACUUUUGUGCCAUUUUUGUCGCGGCCGAAGCUGUCGCAGCACCCUGCUGUCGGCUUGUUGCAGCUGCUCGAAAAUUCGGGCUGGUCUCGAUCGCAGCAAUUUGAACGACCCAUGCGGAUUGGAUCUGGCAUGCUGUUGAACUUGUUGCUCAGACUUGUCAGCAUCGCGCCGGACGAUACGAGUACUCGGCAAACGUUCCCAGCCUGGCUGCUCGUGGACCGCGCCAACCUCGAGCCGACUGCCACCAACCUCAAGGCCAUCACGGAGCAUAUCGAGUUUUUGAUCGUCCAUCUGCUGGAUGUCUUGGAGACGCGCCUCCAUUUUGUCCAGUAUUACAUGACACUGAGCCCUGCCCGACACCGCGUGUUGCAAGAGCGGUCCCGCGCGCGUGGUCCCGAACCGUCAAGAAAGCAGCAAGCGAGUGAUGAGUUGCUGAAUCAAGCGGUGCGGGAUUGGGAUGCUGCAGUCUAUCGGUCGUUGCUGCAGGAGACCAUGUCCGAGGAGGAUUUGGAGAACGUCCGUCAUAUCACGAGCCGGCUUCGAGAGCUGCUCAGACCAGCACUGGCCCAAGACAAGCUGGCCACAAUUGUAAACCACGCGAUCGAAAACGUGCGACAAGACCAGCUGGCGGGGCUUUUGGCGCAGCCAUUCAAUUUUACCAGCCUGGCGCGCAUUCCUGACCUGACGCUGAAUGCACGACUCCAGCGACCGGCGCGUAUGCUAGCAGGCACAAUCCCCCUCAACUUUGAAGACGGCGAAACAGAUCUUCCCGCCACACCGCUGUUUGCGUGCAAUCGCGUCCGCGUCAACGUCGACGUGGACGCUGCCCGAAUCAUUGCGCUCGUACUCAAGGCCCGAGGCCCGUUUUCUGUCGGCAAUGUGGCCGUACUUGCGUCCCAGCUGGCUUUCGACCAGGACGACGUGGACGAGUUUUGGACGCAGGAAGGCAAGGAAGGUGGAGGUGACGUUGAAGCCGCACCCGAUGCCCAGGCUUCUCUCGAGCUUCUCUCUCUAAAAGAGCGCGAACGCGUAGAGACUCUGGCGUUGACCAUUGCCAAAGACCUCGUGUCGAAUGGCUGUCUGCAAAUCGCACAGACGGAGCUCUACCGCGAGCGGGUUCUCGGAUGGGAGCUGCCCAACGAGCUUUCCUCGUUUUUGAAAAUGUGAAUUGCGGGGGGUUGCGCGUGUGUGUUUCAUGUGGCUUUGAGCUUGCUCGGAGUUGGUUGACCACUGAGUUUUUGGUAUAGAUCUACUUUUUGUUUCCUGUUCUUCAUAUCUUUCUCUCGCAACCAAGCUGAUUCAUCCGUUUCUUGUAUCUGUCUGUAUGUUGGUCAUUUUAUUGUAUUCCCAAAUGCACCCAACAUUUGAA